CUCCGACUUCCCGGCUCCGGGUGCACCAGGCCCGCAGCCCGAGCUAGAGUUCGCAUCGAUCCCGAUCUCCUAGCGAUUGCUUCUGUCUGUUGUUUAGGUAUGGCGCGGGCGAGGAAACUGAGAGACGGCUGGAACCGGGAUCCGGACCAGAGUUUCGCUCGUUGCUGAGCGGCACCCAGGGCCUAGUGGGCUAUGGGGGAGCCUGCUUCCUUGGUCACUGAAGACCACGCCGGUGGCCGGAGCUGGUGCUUGAGGCGGGUGGGGAUGAACGCCGAGUGGCUGCUGCUGGAGGACGGACGCGAGGUGACUAUAGGCCGAGGAUUUGGUGUCACAUACCAACUGGUAUCAAAAAUUUGCCCUCUGAUGAUUUCUCGCAACCACUGUGUUUUGAAGCAGAAUCCUGAGGGUCAGUGGACAAUUAUGGACAACAAGAGUCUGAAUGGUGUUUGGUUGAACAGAGAGCGCCUGGAACCAUUAAAGCUUUAUUUCAUCCAUAAGGGAGACCACAUCCAGCUUGGGGUGCCUCUGGAAAAUAAGGAGAAUGCAGAGUAUGAAUAUGAAGUUACUGAAGAAGAAUGGGAGAAAAUUUAUCCCUAUCUGUCCCCAAAGAGUGACAGGAUGAAUGAAAAAAAUAAGGACUUGAGAACUAAAAGGAAAUUUAGUUUAGAUGAAUUGGAGGGUCUUGCAGCUGAAGGCCCCUCAAAUUUGAAAUCCAAAAUAAGUAAAGUGUCAUGUGAACCUGGUCAGCCACUGAAGUCACAUGGGAAAAGUGAACCCUCUGAAUAUUUGGAUCCUAAGUUGACUUCUCUUGAAGCACAUGAGAAGACCCCAGGGGCUAGUAUUUGCCCUGGCCCUCCCAAAGUCAUGGAGCUUCAUCAAAAGAAGCAGAAAGCCUCAAAUCCUUCAGCAUCUCAGAGCAGCUUAGAGCUGUUUAAGGUGACCAUGUCCAGGAUUCUGAAGCUGAAAACGCAGAUGCAGGAAAAACAAGUUGCUGUUCUGAAUGUGAAAAGGCAAACCCAAAAGGGGAGCUCAAAGAAAAUUAUGAAAAUGGAGCAGGAACUGCAGGACUUACAAUCCCAGCUGUAUGCGGAGCAGGCUCAGCAGCAGGCAAGAGUAGAGCAACUAGAAAAGACUUUCCAGGAAGAGGAGCAGCAUCUCCAGGGUUUGGAUAAAGACCAAGGAGAAGAAGAUCUCAAGCAACAGCUGGCCCAGGCUCUGCAGGAGCAUCGAACUCUAAUGGAAGAGUUAAAUCGCAGUAAGAAGGAUUUUGAAACAAUCAUCCAAGCUAAGAACAAAGAAUUGGAGCAGACCAAGGAAGAAAAAGAGAAGGUGCAAGCACAGAAGGAGGAAGUGCUUAGCCACAUGAAUGACGUGCUAGAGAAUGAGCUCCAGUGUAUUAUUUGUUCAGAAUACUUCGUCGAGGCGGUCACCUUGAACUGUGCCCACAGUUUCUGCUCCUACUGUAUCAAUGAAUGGAUGAAGCGGAAGAUAGAAUGCCCCAUUUGUCGGAAGGACAUUGAGUCCAAAACCCAUUCCCUGGUUCUGGACAAUUGCAUUAAUAAGAUGGUGGAUAAUCUGAGCUCAGAAGUGAAAGAACGACGAAUUGUCCUCAUUAGAGAACGAAAAGCAAAGAGAUUGUCCUGAAGACCAGCGUGAAGGACAUUUGAAAGACUCCAAGGCGAUGGGAACUGGGGAUGUUCUUGAGGAAUGUCUCUGGGUGUGACUCGGGCCACUCUGGAGGUCAUCAGAGAAGCCACAUGGGACAGAGACUGAGUUAGGAAGCCCUGCGUCACCCGCCUCCGUGAUGGCCAGCUCUGCUGCCAUCGUCGUCUGAAGCACUACCAGGACUCACAGCACCAAGUGCUUCAGGGUACUUAACAGACUGCUUCACUACAUGUUGGAUGGGUUAUUUAAGUUGUGUUUUUUGUUUUUGUUUUUUUAAUUUGUUGUUGUUGUUUUUGAUACCUCAGAAGCACUCAGUUGAUGUUCGUUUUGGACAGUUGGGUGUACCUCAUGCUGCCCCUAAAGGCAGCCUGUUUUUGACAGUCUAGUUUCUCUCUUCUUUGUGAAAACAAGAUGUCAUUUCUUGGAAAUAAAAUGUAAAACCUAUCGGUUGCUCAGCUGAGCUUUGGCGUAUUUACCUUCCUUCCCUUCCAGCUCCCAGAGAGUCUCACGAGUAAACACUGGCAGCUCAUAGAUCACAACCAAGAAAGUGACUGUAGCAGAUGAUAGACUUCAAGUGAAUCUCAGCCUGAGAAGCCAAGCCCGAGAUCCUGGCCACGCGAGGGGGCCUCUGUCGUGUUCUGUUUUUAUUUCAGAGUCUGGUCACUACUUAACUUGUUUUCAGGUUCCUUGCCUUCAGCUGGUGUUCUGAAGACAUUUCCAUGUCUGUUUUCCCAAUGUCAUGAACUCAGGGUCAGGGAUUUUUCUUUCUUUCUUUCUUUUUUUAAUUAAAAAAAGAGUCUCCUUUCUGCUUCCCCCAUUUUGUGUGUGGGGUUUUUGGUUUUGUUUUUGGUAGUUGGGAUUGAACCCGGGGAUGCUUUACCACUGAGCUACAUCCCCAGUUAUUUUUAUUUUUUUCUUUUGAAUCAGGGUCUCACUAACUUGCAAUCCUCCUGCCUCAGCCUUCUGAGUAGCUGGGAUUACAAUUGUAUACCAUCACACCUGGUUCACCUCCCCUUUUUAAACAGAAGAAAAAAAGAAUAAAAAAAAAAAACAUAGUUUUAAUGUUUGGGAGAGAGACGCUUAGGACAGAUUGUGGUGUCCUUGGUUACUUGUGAUGAGAAUGAAGGAAAAACACAGGAAGUUGAAGAGCAGUCAUUUGAAGGUAAGGGCCCUCUAGUAGAAUUGUGAAACUGCUUGUGUCGUCAAAUGGUUUGCUUCCCUCUCACUUUUUACUGUCUAAGAACCUUUCUAUUUUGUUUUUUAUACAACAUGUAUUUUCAUAAAAUGUUGAAAACAAUUGACUUGGCAACUUUUUAGGAAUGGUGGGAGUGCUUUAUUGAAUAUACCAUGAAAUUCUGA
This is a messenger RNA of Ictidomys tridecemlineatus (thirteen-lined ground squirrel), 3024 nucleotides long. RefSeq names its product ring finger protein 8 (gene Rnf8). The record is from RefSeq and is a predicted model, not a curated record. Gene Ontology annotation, biological process: protein K48-linked ubiquitination; ubiquitin-dependent protein catabolic process; double-strand break repair. NCBI's taxonomy places the organism in Eukaryota, Metazoa, Chordata, Mammalia, Rodentia, Sciuridae. Gene Ontology annotation, molecular function: ubiquitin protein ligase activity; histone binding. Gene Ontology annotation, cellular component: nucleus; ubiquitin ligase complex; site of double-strand break.